Messenger RNA from Micropterus dolomieu (smallmouth bass), 1358 nucleotides. RefSeq names its product HIG1 hypoxia inducible domain family, member 1A (gene higd1a). Lineage: Eukaryota; Metazoa; Chordata; Actinopteri; Centrarchiformes; Centrarchidae. The record is from RefSeq and is a predicted model, not a curated record. The transcript has 4 exons. Gene Ontology annotation, biological process: mitochondrial respirasome assembly. Bases 163 to 447 code for a protein of 94 amino acids. Gene Ontology annotation, cellular component: mitochondrion.
GUCAGACUUGCGUAUAAUGGUAGUUACAUCAUGUAGCGGAGUCCUUCCUUCCUCUGUACAGUCCGGUACAGUCGUGCAAACUGAGCCUCUGAAGACUCAUGUAACUUCACUGGAUAUUUUAUUUAUAUUCAGAUAGCGACACACGCAUUUAAAACAGUCAAGAUGUCUGACGUUAGUUAUGAUGACAAUGAGUCCAAGUUCCUGCGAAAAGCAAAGGAGAAUCCCUUUGUCCCAGUUGGAAUGGCUGGGUUCUUUGCCAUUGUUGGGUACAGGCUGUAUAAAAUGAAGAAUCGGGGAGAUACAAAAAUGUCGGUCCACCUGAUCCACAUGCGUGUAGCAGCCCAAGGCUUUGUGGUUGGAGCCAUGACUGUUGGGGUCCUGUAUUCGAUGUACAGAGAGUACAUUGCAAAACCCAGAGAACAACAGAAAGCAGCAGAACACAAGUGAACGUCAACUCUCACACUGACAUUGUAUGUCCCUUAAUAUUACCUCAUAUUAAGGUGUGUAGAAAGUUUAUUUUUACAGAUGUGUCAUCAUUUUUGUAUGCACACAUCCCUUCAGCAGCUCACUUCCAAUGUAAAUAGUUAUAACUCACUGAUUAUAUUUUCUGUCCUCUAAGUGAGGGUCAAGCUAUCACUUCUGUAUUGAGAAGGUGUACUGAUCUGUUCUAACACUGUUUACACACUGUGUGCACACUGUUUGCAGUUGGAAACCCAGCUGGUUUGAUAUCUGUAUGGACAGGUGACAUUACUGAUGGAGUUUUGUUGCUAUGUUCUUUUAUGUACUGAUGUAGGGAUUUUUGCCAAAUCAAAAAUUCUGCACCUAAGCCCACUUUUUUGGGCAUCGCAGUGCAACAAUACAAUGUUAUGGAAACCUUUGACAACAUGUGGCCUACAGAAAAGGCCCAUGCUUUCACAUUAUUUUAACAAGGACACAAAUAGUUUUUGACUCCUUACAGUGUCAGAUUGUCCUGCUAAACAAAGGUAUAAAAAAGUAAAUACAUGGAAAUAGGAAACGGAACAAAAAACCAAUGAAACUCUGUAUAACUAAAAUUUAAUAAAUGCCAAGUCUUCUAUUCAUAUUUGUAUCAUCAUAUUGUGAUAAAUAGCAGUCCAUUGUUUCAUUUUAGCAGCUUCACAAGUCUUCAUGAGAUAUAUCAGCUAAACAAACUGAGGUACACGAUCAGACUGUACAGUAAUCUAUUAAACAUCAUAUAAAAAUAGAUGCCUUGUUAAGUUAUUCACAAUGUUGAGUUUAAUGUUGUGUGAUGAUGCAGAACGUUAUUUUUGAGAAUGUUAAGUUUGUGUCUUUAGCUUUUUCUCUGGAAAUAAAAAUUUACAGUCUCGUAAUUCUAAAAA